Pseudogymnoascus destructans is the source of this 762-nucleotide messenger RNA. RefSeq lists its product as uncharacterized. The record is from RefSeq and is a predicted model, not a curated record. NCBI's taxonomy places the organism in Eukaryota, Fungi, Ascomycota, Leotiomycetes, Thelebolales, Thelebolaceae. Bases 1 to 762 code for a protein of 253 amino acids. The transcript has a single exon.
AUGGUAACAACCAUGAUAUCAGUCGGGUGUACAAGCCGCCAAUGCAGCAAAAUAAGAAAAAAAAACGCUGACGGCAAGUUAAAGAACGAGGUCCGGGUUGGGCUUUGGGAGUAUGUGUGGGAAGGGAACGAGUAUCUCUAUUACCACGUAGAGUAUGAAUCCAGUGCAUAUGGUACGAAAGAGGCCGUCGUCUACCUCCUCAGUCGCAAAUGGCCACUAGGUGCGAACCCCGAGACCACCCCCGAGGCCAUCACCGCCGCCUCAGAAGCAGCAAAGCAACAGAUCGACAAAUUGCUCAUGGCCGUAGGAAAAUGGAGCGCCGACGUGCACAGCGAGAUCUACGUCUUCGACAACUCCACCUGGCGCAAAGACCGAAAACUCUACCUCAGCGUCAUGGGCACAAAGUGGUCGGAUGUGAUCCUCUCCCCCUCCCUCAAAGACGGCAUCAUCACCGACAUCACCACCUUCUUCGACUCGGAGGAAAUGUACACCUCCCUCAACAUCCCCUGGAAGCGCGGUACCAUCCUUCACGGCACCCCUGGAAACGGGAAGACGCUGAGCAUCAAGGCCCUUAUCAAUACCCUGCAGACCGGCGAGCGCAAGAUCCCUAGUCGUACGUUAAGAACCUCGAUAACUGCUCGUAUGGCCCGAAACACAGUAUUCGCGAGAUCUUCAGUCGCGCGCGCACAUUGGCGCCGUGUCUACUUAUCUUUGAAGACCUCGAUUCGCUCGUACGAAAAUCCGCGCGUACUUCCUCAAUGA